Molecule: messenger RNA, 2263 nt
Organism: Pseudo-nitzschia multistriata
Lineage: Eukaryota; Bacillariophyta; Bacillariophyceae; Bacillariales; Bacillariaceae
Source: the annotation of a GenBank genome assembly
CAUUAGCACAAGUGCUGUUACAAGUGCCGUCAUAGGUAUACGUAUUCAUCGAGUAGGUAUCGAAGAUUCAGUAACAGAUAAUAAAUUGAACACAAAGGUUCAAAGGUUGAACACCUAAGACCUAUCUCAUCUUACCUAAAGACAGGAAGGUUUUGUGAGAAAGUGUAUUUUGAUACCAUGGCUGAGGAAAACAUUUCGAUCUUUCUGGUCCUCUUCGUGACUUUGUUGGCKACAGUCCUCAUCUUAUCGAAGUACCUACAUGAGUCUAAGCACAUAUCUUCGGUCGUGCCUGAAGCGGCGAUGGUGAUUGCUGUUGGAAUGGUAGCUGGUUAUCUAAUUCAUAUAGUAUUGGGGAAGCGCUUAGCAAACGCCAACAACUACAAUGUUUAUAACAACAACGAUAACAACAACGACGACGACCAACAACAACAACAACAAUCAGUAGACUACGAUUUGGCUGCUUUGCUCUCUUUCAAUCCGGAAUUUUUCUUUAUUUUUUUGCUGCCACCGAUUAUUUUCAACACCGGGCUGCGCAUGGGYCCUCUCUUCUUCCGGCACAUAACACCUAUAAUAAUGUUUGCCAUCGUGGGAACGGCAAUCAGUGCUAUUGCUACMGCAUUAAUCUUGUACGGAUUUGUACAGAUGGGACUCUCCGGAGGAUUUGAGCCGASUUUGGCAGAGUURUUGACUUUUGGAGCAUUGAUCUCUUCUACUGAUCCCGUCAGUACGCUGGCCGUGUUUCAAGUCAAACGUGUAGAUCCUCGCCUGUUCUACUUGUGCUUCGGAGAAUCAGUUUUGAAUGACGCCUUGGCCAUCGUCUUGUUUUAUUCUUUCGGAAAGUUUGUCUCGAUCAACAACGAAGAGAACGACAUCGUCGCAGCCCUCAAAAAGUUCUUCAUCGAUUUGUUUACGAAUUUUGUCGGAUCKUCGGUUUUGGGAACUUUCGGUGGAUGCUGUGCGGCCUUUUUAUUCAAACAGAUCGACAUGAGACAAAACCGCCUCGUCGAAAUUUCUGUUUACGUGUUGCUUGUAUACAUUCCCUUUUUGAUCUCGGAAAUCCUUCAUUUGUCAGGAAUUGUGACCAUUCUUUUCACGGGUGUUGCAGCAAAUCGAUAUAUUGUUCCGAAUCUUUCCGCUAUCACAAAAGUAAAUUCAGAYAUGGUCUUCCGAUUGGGGGCGCAUUUGGCCGAAACAGCGAUCUUUUUGGAAUUAGGACUUUCAGUUUUCGGGAUGGUAGGAUAUUGGAAUUGGGUAUUCAUYGGUUGUGCGACACUCGCCUGUUUGAUUGCGAGGGCAUUGAACRUCUAUCCUCUCGCUUUCAUCUUCAAUAGGAUGCUGAUUCUGAAAGACAUGAUGCCAUCUCCAACCCGCGGGUGGUCGGACUAUAGCUCGACAAAGCACCCUACGAUGAAUAAUGGAACUAAGGAAGGUAUCGGACAGCAGCAGGUAGUGACCCCCACUACAACAAACUCCUCUGGCGGGCCUGAUAUGAUUUGGGGAGAGAGAGGAAGAAAUUCUCGGAAAACUCAACACGCUACUUUCGAAAAUCAAAACUUUUCCCGCCAUGCUAAUACAGAACACAAUGCGUACCAUAAUGCAUCACCGCAACGAAAUGCAAGCGCUGAAUUAGGUUUUCGAACACAAUCGUUUUCCGAUCAAUCAGUUGCCACCGAGGUAACAGCUACACCUUGGGAAAGCAAAGACUUAAAAAUUCGAGGGAAUACCACCCAUAUGCUCUGGUUCUGCGGACUUCGUGGAGCUGUAGCCUACGCUUGCGUCCGUACUUUUCCCGAUGACUUGGGUCACCGGAAUGAAUUCGCCAUGACAACCAUGGCAAUUAUAUUGAUCACAGUUUUUGUACUGGGACUCACGACAGAGUGUGCUCUGAGCUGGUUUGACAUUGAUGUGGGUGUAGACGAGAAAAAAUACAUGCAGUCUUAUUUGAGAGAACCAAUAGCAUCUAAUGCUUUGCUGAAUUUAGAGCGACGGCUUGUYAAGCGGUGUGUGAUCCGAGACUUCGAUAUCAUGGAAAGCAUUCGAAGAGACAUCCACCGACAUCAUGAACAUGGUUCGUCACCAACUAUGGUGAUACGAGACCGCAGGGCUUGCGCUCRGAGUAUCGAGGCUAUUGAAAUGACAGAGUCGGGUUAUUUGAGUGCUGUUUCAGAUGAUGAUAUGACAAUAGAGAAACUUGUACGAACUGACUCCUUGUUUGAUUAYGGAGGAUAUUAGCAAGAAAAGGAAAUGAAACACAUGAUAGAUU